Bubalus bubalis (water buffalo) is the source of this 1020-nucleotide messenger RNA. RefSeq names its product melanoma-associated antigen 10-like. NCBI's taxonomy places the organism in Eukaryota, Metazoa, Chordata, Mammalia, Artiodactyla, Bovidae. Gene Ontology annotation, biological process: negative regulation of transcription by RNA polymerase II. Gene Ontology annotation, cellular component: nucleus. The record is from RefSeq and is a predicted model, not a curated record. The transcript has a single exon. Bases 6 to 800 code for a protein of 264 amino acids.
UCGAGAUGAGUGAGCUGAGCAAGCCCAAGGAAGAUUUUCAGGACCCUGGUGAGGCCCAGGGCCCAGUGAAUGUACAGCUCUUGGGGGCUGAGGCAGGGGUGGCUGCAUCCGCCUCGGCCUCCUCCCCCACAGUGUCCUCCUUAGGCACUGGGGAGUCUUUGCCCCAGGAAGCACUGAAUGAGAUGAUAGCUAGCCUAAUGAAGUUCCUGCUCCUCAAGUAUCAAGCCAAGGAGCUGACCUCCCAGGCGGAAAUGCUGAAUAAGGUCCUCAGGGAUAACCAGGAAUACUUCCCGGUGGUCUUCAACCAAGCCUCGCAGUGCCUGCAGCUGGUCUUUGGCGUGGAAGUGAAGGAGGUGGACCCCAGGGAGCACAUCUACAUCAUGGUCCCCAUCCUGGGCCUCACCUGCAACGCAAUGCUGAGCAGUGGGCAGAGCAUCCCCAAGGCUGGCCUCCUGGUGCUGGUCCUCAACCUGAUCAUGCAGAAUGGAGACCGUGCCCCUGAGGAGAAGGUCUGGGGAGCACUCAGCAGAUUGGGUGUGUGUGUCGGGAGUGUGCACUGCAUCUUUGGGGAUCCCAGGGCGCUUCUGACCCACGUGUGGGUGCAGGAGGGGUACCUGGAGUACCGGCAGGUGCCUUACAGCCACCCCGCUCGCUAUGAGUUCCUGUGGGGUCCCCGGGCUUAUGCGGAGACCAGCAAGUGGGAAGUCAUGGCAUUUCUGCUCAGGGUCAAACAAAGGGCUUUGAGGACCUUCCCACUGCAGUCUGCAGAGGCUGCAAGGGAGGAGGAUGAGGUGGCCUGAGCCAGAGCAGCAUCCAGGUGAUCCUUUGCUCUGAGAUUGAAGAGGGAGAGGUCAGCCUUCUCAGAAGUGAGGGCCUGGGGCAGUUUGGGGAACCAGUGUAUCAGCUUCUUUGCAUUCCUGUUCUGUACAAUGACGUGGAGAUUCACCAGUUCUCCUUAGAAAAUUUUCAAACUUUGAUUGUUUUCAUAGAAGGCUAAAUAAACUUCAGUGUCUUAGCUUC